AUGACUGAACGUGUUAUAUAUGAUGCUGGUCUAUCGAGCUAUGCAACUGCUCCUCACCCUAGCUCCUCCCAAUCCACCAAGAGCAGACAAGCUAGAAUGGAGGCCAUCCAAUGGGGAGUUCUCAACCAGAUCAGCUUGGGAGGUGUUGAAGUAGAGGAAACCGGUGGUAGGAUGUUGGCACAUUGUGUGGUACCCCAAGGCUAUUCCCUGAGUUAA
Molecule: messenger RNA, 216 nt
Organism: Ilex paraguariensis (yerba mate)
Lineage: Eukaryota; Viridiplantae; Streptophyta; Magnoliopsida; Aquifoliales; Aquifoliaceae
Source: the annotation of a GenBank genome assembly